Messenger RNA from Pisolithus orientalis, 1881 nucleotides. Its product is annotated as regulator of G protein signaling domain-containing protein. The coding region runs from base 1 to 1881 and encodes 626 amino acids. Gene Ontology annotation, biological process: intracellular signal transduction. The transcript is spliced from 6 exons. Lineage: Eukaryota; Fungi; Basidiomycota; Agaricomycetes; Boletales; Pisolithaceae. The record is from RefSeq and is a predicted model, not a curated record.
AUGUCAACAGAGCAGGCAGACCAACAAUCCCAAUCGUGCUCGUCCCACAUGAUGAAGACAACAAAGCGCGGGAGGCCCUUCCUCAAGGAUACUCUCGACCUCUUUGCCACUCUCAUCGUGUCUCUUCAAUUGACUCCUCACAAGCAAUACUUUCGCACUUUUCCAAAUUCUUUUACUACCGAUGAAGCAGCCCACAACCUGGCAUCCUUGAAAUUCUCGCAAUCGAACCGCGGGCCGGAUCCAAGAGACAAAUCACGAAUAGUGACGACCACCACCACGACUACCUUUUCCAUGACCAGGGACAUGGCCAAGGCGAUGUGUCAACACUUUAUGGAUGCCCGUCUGAUUGAGAAUGCUGCGGAUCAGGGCUCAAAUCUCUUCAAGGAUCGUGGUACUUAUGUCCUCACUCCCAAGGGUCUCCACGUUCUAGAGCGGUUCAUCUCGAAAAACGGCAUCAACGCGGAUCAUCUGCAGCAGGCUUUUGCUUCCCAGCCCAUCUGCGUCAGGUUGUUACACUUGGAGCGUCGCGCGGCAGAUGAUGAGAUUAUCGUCACCCAAUCUGUCAUCACCGCUCUUUUCCGUCGAUUUGUUGGCCGUCAGGCAAACUAUCUUCCUUCUCAAUCCAUCCCUUCGGACACCUUCCAAGAAUACCAAGAACGAACAAAAGGCAUCCAGUUGAGUAAUAUUCAGGACAAGGCGACCAUUCCUGGCAAAGGAGUUGUCACCCACAAGUACUGUUUCUCCGCUGUCAGUGCGUUGGAAUGGCUCUGUGAUUUCACCUCCGUCGUGGGAAGAGAGGAGGCUGCAGAAAUGGCCGCCCAGUUUGUUCGUUUCGGUCUCAUCACCCUCGUCAGUGACAAGAGAAAGAACAACGACUCUGCCAUCAUUUUCACCGUCCGUGGAUCGACACCCGGAGGCAACUCGCCAGUCAGUCCGCACGGCGAGUUCCGAUGCACCGCGAAAGCCAUCUACAAAAUUACGGAAGAAGGAAAACGUGUUGCUCAGUGGGACGAGUCGACUCCGUCACCUUUCAGCUCGACAACUAAUCUCCAUGGUGACCGUGCUUCGCUCGACAGUGCCGCAGUUGAGACGGGGUCCAAGUGUGGGCCCGAUGCUGCUGUUAGCGCUGCGGAUGCCAAGAUCCACCGUCGUAUUUCCAUGGCCGAGAAACUCCACGCUUCCUAUGAAGCAGGAGAGAAGAAGGGUAACGUCAAGAGCAACAUGGAUCGUUUGAACUACAUCCUCGAAGAGCCUGCGUAUCGCGGACUUUUCCGAGACUUCCUCAAGGCCAAUUUCUGCGAAGAGAACCUGGCCUUUUGGUUGGACGUCGAGGAUUUCAAGCGCAAGUUUAGCACCACCUCGAGCGCACAAGCUACUGCUUCUCCCCGACUUGGCAACGUCCACCACGAAUGUCUCAUCCAGACUGCCCUUCAGAUCUACCACAAAUAUCUUGCGCCGUCAAGUCAACACGAGCUCAACAUUGAUCACGGUUUGCGGCUGGAUCUUGCGAGCUACCUUGGUGAAGUCAUUACCAACUUGAAUGGAAAGUCAUUCGAUGGCCAAGUCAAUCCAAACCACUUCAAUGCGACGCAGCUACAAAUGCUUAUUAAGCUGUACUCACGCAUUCAAACCCAUGUCCUUCGAUUGAUGGCGACGGAUUCGUUGCCGAAGUUUGUCAAGACUCCGCGCUUUGUAGAGGCACGCCAACAUCUUGGAGAAGGCGUUGGAGCGAACGAAGAUGUACUCUUCCUGACGAGCCCUCACGCGCCACCUGGUCUUGGAGAAGAAGAGGCUGGAGGGGCGUAUAUGACCGUCUCCGCGAAGGCGAGCGAGCAGCGUGAACACAGAAGCCAGAUAUCUGAAUCUCAUACAUCCUCAUGA